Vigna radiata var. radiata (mung bean) is the source of this 1235-nucleotide messenger RNA. Its product is annotated as 5'-nucleotidase SurE. Gene Ontology annotation, cellular component: cytosol. Bases 36 to 947 code for a protein of 303 amino acids. Gene Ontology annotation, molecular function: nucleotidase activity. The record is from RefSeq and is a predicted model, not a curated record. The transcript has 10 exons. Lineage: Eukaryota; Viridiplantae; Streptophyta; Magnoliopsida; Fabales; Fabaceae.
AAGAAGAACGAAGUUGUGUGCCAAUAAUUGGUGAUAUGGAGGGAAAAAAGUUAGGCACGAUUCUGAUCACCAACGACGACGGCAUAGAUGCUCCUGGCUUACGAGCACUGGUUCAGUCUCUCGUUUCCUCCAAUCUCUUCAACAUUCAAGUAUGCGCUCCCGAUAGCGAGAAAUCAGCUGUUAGUCACAGCAUCACAUGGCUCCAACCAAUAGCCGUUAAGCAAGUGAACAUCGGCGGAACCACCGCAUUUGCGGUUUCUGGGACGCCCGCUGAUUGUGCUUCUCUAGGGAUUUCCAAAGCUCUCUUUCCCACAGUACCCGAUUUGGUAGUCAGUGGCAUAAACAAGGGUAGCAACUGCGGUUAUCACAUUGUUUACUCGGGCACUGUAGCUGGAGCCCGAGAGGCCUUCUUCAAUGAUGUACCCUCCAUCUCCAUUUCAUAUAACUGGAUUAAAGGAAAGAGUACUCUAAAUGAUUUUAUCCUUGCUGCACAAGUAUGCCUACCUAUCAUAAGUGCUGUACUGGUUGAGACAAAGAACCCAAGUUACCCCAGAAAAUGUUUUUUGAAUGUAGAUGUGCCUAACGAUGUUGCUAACCAUAAGGGUUACAAGCUAACUAAACAGGGUAAAAGUAUCAUCAAGAUGGGAUGGAGACAAGUCACCUCUGAGACAGAAGGACAAAAAAUGUCCUCUGAUAUGACCAAUACAGAUGCAGAAACACCAAAGCAUUUUGACCCAUCAUCUAUAUCACCCGAACAUCUUUUGUUUGCAAGAGAGGUGAGAGGUUCCGUAAUUGAUGACGAUCAUACAGACUACAGACAUUUGCUGGAAGGAUAUAUCACUGUUACUCCUCUUGCUGCUCUCUCUCAUGUCGAGGUAGAUUGUCAGGCCUACUUUAAGAAUUGGUUACAAAGUGUCCCUGAACUCUCCUCUUCAUCAUCUUUAUAACGCUUUUAGCACAACUUGUCAUGCGAUCAAUUAUAGCACUCCUUUUUCACAGGCCGUAACUUGUGAACGCUUUCCAUUUGCUGAUUACUCUGGUUCACUGCAAGUGUUCACCUCAACAUGUUACUAAAUCAAUUGUUUUGAUCCUGAGCAAUUUGGUUGCUUCGGUAGGCAAUAUAGACAUUUCUAUAGUGUUGUGUAAUGAGAGAUUCAUUUCUAUAAUCUACUAAGUAAUAACAAGUCACUCAUUUUUAGACUAAUAUAAUUGCAAGUAUUCUUGUUCCGUCUUUA